Monoraphidium neglectum is the source of this 873-nucleotide messenger RNA. RefSeq lists its product as hypothetical. The record is from RefSeq and is a predicted model, not a curated record. NCBI's taxonomy places the organism in Eukaryota, Viridiplantae, Chlorophyta, Chlorophyceae, Sphaeropleales, Selenastraceae. The transcript has 5 exons. Bases 1 to 873 code for a protein of 290 amino acids.
AUGUCCAGUGCGGAAACGGCCUCCCAUCUGAAGCGCCGCGCCGCCAACGGCGAGCUGGAGGCCCGCGCCGUCAAGUCGGCGGACGCGGCCGAGAAGGGGGACUCGCCAGCCGCCGCCGACAUCAAGUCUCAGAAGAGCGCGGCCUCCGGCAAGGUGAUCGACCUCAGCGCAACGGUCAGCAGGUCGGCGCCCGCGGCAGCGGCUGCCGCGGCCGCGGCAGCUGCCGCAGCUGCCAAGGCCAGGGCCGCCGAGGACAAGGCGGCGGCGCAGGCCAAGGCGGGCGACGAGAAGGCGGCGGCCAAGGCGAGGGCGAACGCGGAGGCCGCGGCUGCCAAGGCCAAGCUGGCGGAGGAGAAGGCCGCCAAGGAGGCGGAGAAGGCGGCCUACAAGGCCAAGGCAGCUGAAGAAGCCGCCGCGGCCAAGGCCAGGGCUGCAGCUGAGAAGGCGGCCAAGGAGGCCGACAAGCUGGCGCAGGCGGCGAAAGCGGCUGAGGAGCGCGCCCUCAGGGCUGCCAAGGAGGCCGAGGAGCAUGCGGCGAACAAGCUCAGGGCAGCGAAGGAGGCUGCCCAGCGCGCCGACAAGGCCGCCGCUGAGGCAGAGGCCAGGGCCAGCCCGUCCACCUCGGAGCCCGAGGUUGCGGCCGCCGCACAGGCCGAGGUCGCGACGGCGGCGGCCGGCGUCGCGGCCGCGGAGGCUGAUGUCGCGGCAGCGGAGGCCGGGGUCGCGGGCGCGCCGCCCGCCGCGGCGGCGGAGGGCGCGCCACGCACAGUAGAGGGCGCAGCCGCUGAGGCGGGCGCCGAGCAGGGGCAGAAGCCCAAGAAGAGGGGUGCGGGCUUCAGCCUGAGCCCCAGCGGCUGGACGACGCGCUCGUGA